Molecule: messenger RNA, 864 nt
Organism: Trematosphaeria pertusa
Lineage: Eukaryota; Fungi; Ascomycota; Dothideomycetes; Pleosporales; Trematosphaeriaceae
Exons: 1
Coding region: 113-622 (169 amino acids)
Source: RefSeq, a predicted model, not a curated record
AGGGAUAUGUUGGUUGGGGAAAAGUGAGCUGUACGUGCCGUGGGCGCGUGUAGGGCACUGAAGACCCCAAGCCUGCCUUUUUCCCAGGUGGCUUGUCCGUCCUGCCACUCCGAUGACGAACUCUGAGCCGACCCUGGUGUGUCAAGGGCGCCUUGCGUUGGUCGCUGGAUCUCGAGUUGAAGGAUACCGACGGCCCCGACCAAGACGAGAAGUAUUCACCCGCGGUGCUUUGGUAUAUCGCGCACACCUGUGGAGCGCUGCAGGGGGGACGACGUAUAUAAUGGCGGGAUCGUAUGUUGUGCGAAGAGGAUGGCAAAGCUCAGUGAACAAAAAAAACAAGCGGGAGGAUGUACAAAGUAUAUGUGGGCAUCUCGAAGCGAAAAUCCUGCAUCGGCGUGGGCGUUUUCUUAUAUUCAAGCUGCAUUCUGUCUGGCUCUCUCUCUCUCUCUCUCUGGCGUUACUGCAUGGCUGGCUCGGUUGCUCGGUCUGUCUCUGCGUCCGAUCUCUCUUAUUAUCACUAUUCUUUCUCUCUCUCUUUUGUCAUGGAUCGAACUGCAUCAUCAUAGAUAGACUGUGCAUAGUAGUAGUAGUAUUGCUAGCUAGCUACUCGCUCCCUCCCUAAUAAGAGAUCGUUUCCUAGAUGUCUUGAGUGUGCGGUGCUGCGGUGUGGAAAUUGCCUGCGGUGUGGAGAUUGCGUGCGGAUGAUUUCGCGGGCGGGGUUUCUGGGGUGAUGCUGGGCGUGGCAAGGUGAUGGGAAGCGCGUGCGAGAUGAGGCGAAUCUCCCGGCCGUCGUUCGUGGACGGGCAGCUACUGUAGUGUGCUCGAUGGAAGCUGGGCUGGUAGGGCGUUUUUGUUGUCUCGUUG